AUGGUCAACUGGUCAAUCUACACGAUAGGCCUCCUGGCUCUCAGCCUUUCCAGCCAGGCAACCCAAACUUUCAGCAACACGGGAACAACCUCCGGCUGGGAUUCCACAAAUGCCGAGCACGAUGGCACAGUCCAACAGGUGACAAAUGUUGUCUACAAAGGAACGACAGCCUUGAAAAUGACACAAGUCUACGACUCGAGCUACACCGGACGAUACCACUCAGAGGUAGUGAAGAACGAUGUGUACAAGCGCGGCGAUACCGGCUUCUACGGAUUUGCCUUCCGCCUUCAAGAAAGCUGGCAAUUCUCCCCCGCCCAGUCGUACAACAUCGCCCAGUUCAUCGCUGACUUCUCCGACACCGGCUGCGACGACUACAUGCCAUCCAGCAUGGUCUGGCUCGUCGGGGACCAACUUUACUCUCGCGUCAAACAGGGAACGAUCUGUGCACAGAAGAUCCAGACCUUCUCCAACCUUGCUACCGUCUCUGCGGGCGUGUGGCACAGAGUUGUGAUUCAGGCUAGCUGGAAGACGGACGGAACAGGAUAUUAUAAGAUGUGGCUUGACGGAACGAAGGUUUUGGAGGAGUAUAACAUCGAUACAACGAUUGAGGAUGAUCGGGUGUUCCAGUUCCGAGUUGGUCUGUAUGCUAAUGGAUGGCAUGAUGAUGGUGCGAUGAAGGGGACUCAGGGGACGCGACAGGUUUGGUAUGAUCAGAUUGCUACCGGGACGACCUUUGCGGAUGCCGAUCCUGCUCAAUGGUAG
Molecule: messenger RNA, 762 nt
Organism: Penicillium longicatenatum
Lineage: Eukaryota; Fungi; Ascomycota; Eurotiomycetes; Eurotiales; Aspergillaceae
Product: polysaccharide lyase family 20 protein
Exons: 1
Coding region: 1-762 (253 amino acids)
Source: RefSeq, a predicted model, not a curated record